Molecule: messenger RNA, 1645 nt
Organism: Vitrella brassicaformis
Lineage: Eukaryota; Vitrellaceae
Source: the annotation of a GenBank genome assembly
GAUGCUGUGUCCAUCAUCCUUGGCCUGUAACGUUCUUGCCACUGCUGCUUAGUAACGAUCUGAACAAUAUCGCACAGUGGAAUCACACGAGUGACCGAAGCACGUGCCGAAGCAGAAGGUACUGACUGGAUUCAUGACGCAUUGAAGUCAUCUGUGUGAUGGGAUCUAUGCUUUCGUCACAGGUUGCAUCUUGACGAUGGUUCCUGAGGGACCUGAGCGCGCUCCCCUGCUCUCCGUUGCUCCCGAGAGGACGCCAAGCUUUCGCGAGAGGCUUCUGGCGAGAUGGCGGGCCAGCCUGGCCUACGUCUCUAUCGCCCUGAUGGUGGGGUCGUGGCUAUUGGGAGGCUACAUGCUCAAGUGGAUCCAAUCCGCCGGCUCGGAAGCGUCCUUCUCGAAGCCCUUCUUCAUCGCAUACGUCACCCAGGCGUCCUUCGCACUCCUCUACCCGUGCCGCUCAAUCGAGUCGACCAAAAGCGACGACAGAAGCCACCAUGCAUCCGCCCCUCCCCCUCUGGUCAAUCGCAUCAAGCAGGCGCUUGUUCUCGGCUGCAUGGUGGUGGCCUACCGGUCAAUGUGGGCGCUGUCACUUGCGAGCACGCCGGUAUCGGUCAACAGCGCCAUCUUCCAGACACAGGUGCUGUGGGUGUACCUGCUGUCGCUGCUGGUGCUGCGCGAGGCCUGCUCGUGGUUGAAGGGCCUCUGUGUGGUGGGCGGAUUCGUGGGCGUGCUGCUGAUGACGGUCUUUCACGACAACAGGGACGGCACUGUGCCGACAACGGUGCUGGGGUGUGUUGAGGUGCUGGCGUCGGCAUGCGUCUACUCAUCGUAUGCAGGUGGGUGUGUGUGAAUCUUGUCUGCGCACAAAGCAAUCAAGGAGUGAAUGGUGUUUUGGGUUUGUGGUUGGUUGGUUGGUGCAGUGCUGAUGAAGAAAUGGGUGGUGCGAGGGUCGACACUAGAGCUGGUGGCCUUCCAGGGCUUCUUCAUGAUGCUCGUCUGCUGGCCCGUGUUCAUAGUGCUGCACCUCACCAACAUCGAGCCAUUCCAACUCCCCACCGGCCUCAACCUGCUGGUCGUGCUGGCGCUCACCAUUGAGGCAAUUCUGUACUACGUCUUCUUCGCGCUAGCCUUGCGGUUCGGCAACGCGGUGCUUGUGGCCCUGUCGCAGAUGGUCAUCCUGCCGCUGACGGCCUUCCUUGACUACCUCAUCUACGGCUAUCUGAUGGACGCGGCCUCCAUGUGUGGAGCGGUGUGCAUACUGGCAGCCUUCUCUAUCAUGACAUGGGCCGACCUCCGGGAGGGCGACCGGCGGGGGGGCGGAGCUGUGCAUCACGAGGGUGGGAGCGACCUUGACACGACCGUCAGCGGCUGCUCUCCGAGGGAAGAUUCGUCGCCCGCAUGAGGGUAGCUGUGGUCUGUCUGGUGACUGUUGUGAGCGAGCGACUGGUGUAGAGAGUGUCUGGCUAAGUUGUACAGGAGCGUGAGCGGCUGUGCAGUGUAAUGUGUAAUGCGAAAGAGGUCAUGCAUACGGCAGCCAGCCCUGAGAGUGCACGGAUGCCUGAUUUGUCAUUGGUUCGUGUGCAUGGUCAGCAAGGAAUCGUCUCAGCUCGAUGACGCUUUUGUACAUAAUCGUCGCUAUGGUUUCCGC